Molecule: messenger RNA, 6354 nt
Organism: Sander lucioperca (pikeperch)
Lineage: Eukaryota; Metazoa; Chordata; Actinopteri; Perciformes; Percidae
Gene: usp43a
Product: ubiquitin specific peptidase 43a
Exons: 16
Coding region: 381-4088 (1235 amino acids)
Biological process (GO): protein deubiquitination
Molecular function (GO): cysteine-type deubiquitinase activity
Source: RefSeq, a predicted model, not a curated record
ACCAUACACAGGAGAGGAGGGAGGAAUAGGUAGUGAGAGAGAGUCCAAGACCGCCAGCGUACGAUCCAGCGCCGAGAGCCAUCAAUGAGGAAGUGUACUGAAGCUGCUGUGUGGAGGCAAGUAAACGUCUCCUCUCUGUAGUUCAUGGAGGGAGCGUCACGCAUCAAAACGCGCGGACUGGUGACCAUAUCGUAAUGGGAAUUACCGGGAUGUCAAGGGAAUAAUAUCAGUAAUCAUGUGCCUAAUCGGCACCAAGUCGGUGCCACUUCAGCGGUAAGGUUUUUAGAGAGAAAGGAGGAGGAGGGGUAGACAGCCUGGCAGACAGGUGCGACUCCACAUCCCGUUUCAUUUUCUCUCGGUCCUAUUAAGUAGUAGGAGCCAUGGAUACCCGCAAAGAAAACAAGGCAAGAAAAGCCAUGAAACCCAAAACGACGAAGCGAAAAGAGAAGAAAUACAAAACCGGGAAGUUUAUCAGGAGGAAAUCGCUGCGAUCUUUUGGGAAUGUCAUGGGAAGGAUCCUUAAAACUUUAGGCACUUUGGCGCACUUUGGCGACGCGGAACCACCGGACGCGGAGGACGACGACGGCGGCUUCGGGCACAGCGAUUCUGGGGGUUUCAAAGACGACUGCGUGCAGACCUCCAGAGAGGGAACCGUGAAGAAGUGCUCCACGGCGUCCUCCUCUCACGGCUCGGUGAAAGACAGGCUGUCGUGGUGCUACGGCGACAAGACCCCCGGGGUGCUGGGGCUGAAGAACCACGGUAACACCUGUUUCAUGAACGCCGUGGUUCAGUGCCUCAGCAACACGGACCUGCUGGCCGAGUACCUCGGGCUGGAGCAGUACAAGACUGAUUUGUGCCACAGGAGGGUUAACGGGGAGGUGAGAAGCGAGGAGCCGCAGACCGCCAGAGGAGAGGUGACCGAGCAGCUGGCGUCGCUGGUUCGAGGGCUGUGGACGCUGGAGUACACCCCGCAGCUGUCUGUGGAGUUCAAGAGCAUAGUGGCCAAGUACGGCUCUCAGUUUCGGGGAAACUCUCAGCAUGAUGCCCUCGAGUUCCUCCUUUGGCUUUUGGACAGAGUUCAUGAAGAUGCUAAUCACAGCCCCAACAACAACACUAACAGCAGCAGCAGCAAGACCAAAGCCAACGCUAAGGGACCCAGUUCACUGGAGGAUCCUUCCAGUCCCAGUUCAGCCAGCACACAACAGCCUCGAGAUCGACAUAGUUUUGUCCAGGAACACUUCCAGGCUCAGUACAAGUCUUCUCUGACGUGCCCUCAUUGCCUUAAGCAGAGCAACACCUUCGACCCAUUUUUAUGUAUCUCCCUGCCUAUCCCCCUACGACAAACCAGGCCGAUGUGUGUGACGCUGGUGUUCAGUACGAAGGGUCAGAGGUACCUGCGGGUGGGGCUGGCUGUACCUCUCUUUGGUUCCCUGUCCUGCCUGAGAGCCAUGGUGGCAGAGGAGGGUAAAAUCUCCCCAGACCAGGUCAUCCUAUCAGAGUUGUACUCCACGGGUUUCCAGCGUUCUUUUUCAGAUGAUGAUGACCUGACAGCAAUUGCUGAUAGCGACGUCAUCUACGCCUUUCAGGCUCCUUCCCUCUAUAGUCGUGGAGGCUCCGCACCGCACUCAGGGUAUCACCACAGCCUCCCCUCCUCCCCCUGCUCCUCUGCGGCUGGACCCGAUGGUCAGAAGUUACCUCCGUCUGGCACCCUCUCCUCUGAAUACCUGAACCAGGGCGGCGCCACAAAGGUUCUCCUCAUCAUCUGCAACACAGCAGGAUCUGGCCAGCAGGCUAUCAGGUUUGGACCUCCAUUUCUCAUGCGUGAGGACAGGAGCAUCUCCUGGGACCAGCUUCAGCAGAGCAUCCUCAGCAAGCUCUAUUAUCUGAUGCUGAAUGGAUCUCAGGCUCAGAAUGCUGGGGUGCUGUUCAAAAUCAGAGUAGUGGGAGGAUCGGCAGCCUACAGCUACCUGUCCCCAAAGGACAGCAGGCCACUGUACCACCCUGCGGUUGACAGAGCUCUGAAGUUCUGCGGCCCUGGGGGACCUCCCCACCUGAAGGUUGUCAUCGAGUGGGAGAACAAGACUAAAGAAUGUCUUUUUGGCAGCAUCCAAGAGGAGGUGGUCAAGGAUGCGGAGAGUGUGAGGAGCCAGCAGCAGCAGCAUCUGCAGCAGCAUAGCUGUACCUUGGACGAGUGCUUUCAGCUGUAUACCAAAGAAGAACAGCUUGCCCCAGAUGAUGCCUGGAAGUGCCCCCACUGUAAGCAGCUUCAGCAGGGCAUGGUGAAGAUGAGCCUGUGGACUCUCCCUGACAUACUUAUCCUCCAUCUCAAGCGCUUCAGACAGGUUGGCGAGCGGAGGAACAAGCUGUCAACCCUGGUGCGUUUCCCCCUGACUGGUUUGGACAUGGCCCCCCAUGUGGUAAAGAGGAGUCAGAGUAUGAGGAACCUGAACUCAGGGGCCUGGCCACCGCCCUGGAAGCAGGCUUCAGGCCAACACCACCAACCUGCUGACAUGAUCCUCCCCCACGACUAUCUGUACGAUCUCUACGCUGUGUGUAACCAUCAUGGAGGAAUGCACGGAGGACAUUAUACUGCUUACUGUCGGAAUUCAGUGGACGGACAAUGGUAUAGCUACGAUGACAGCAGCGUAGACUUGGUGCCAGAGGAAGAAGUAUGCACCAGAGGAGCCUACAUCCUUUUCUACCAGAGACGCAACACCAUUCCUCCAUGGUCGGCCAAUUGCUCCGUCAGAGGAUCCACAAGUUCAUCAAUGUCAGACCACUGGCUAAUCCGACUGACGGGGGAUAGUAAGAGAGGCAGUCUGGUCUCUCGAUCCUCCACCACCUGUCCAUCUUCAUUACCUGACUCGCCUGAGUCUCCGGUCUUCCUUGAAAAUGGUUCUAAACAGGAAAGAGGGGGGUUUGAGAGCAGGCCAUUUAUCAGGGGUCUUCAGGGACGCAGCGUGAGCAUGAGAGCCCCCAGCAAGCCCAGGGACACCCUGAGCAAAAUGUUUCCCCUGCGCUGGUCCUUUGGUUCAAAGGACAUACGUAAACCUGAACAAGUGCCUCCAUCUGUUCAAGAUCCUGCCCCUGUGGAGCUGGUACAGUACCUGGAAUCUGGCCGGCGGCCCCGGUGCACAAAGGAUCCAAUAGUAACGUUGAUGAGCGACCCACGCAUCACAAAGGCAGCUGCUGAGGGCCGGGCUUCAACCAGUGUCCGAUCUUCCAGUGUUGGGAACUUACAUUUUAUGAAUAAGGCAGGGGAUGAGCUGCCACCUGAGUCUCCACAGGUCCCAGAGGGCCAGAGGAGGCCAUCAGAUAAGACCGCCAGCUUGAGACGCAGGAAGGGGAGCCAGACAAGAGAUGAGAGCAUCACCAAUAUCAGCAGUAGCUCUAGCAGUAACACCCUCACCAGGAGGAAGGACGCCAGGAAGCAAAGCUCCUUCAAAGCAUCGCAGGAUACUACUGAGACAAAAAGGAGUUCCAGUUCUGGAGUUCAGCCCAGCUACAGCACUCCUAGCCUUCAUGAUGGGACCCUGAGGAGACAAAAAGGGGACACAGGGUCUGAUAGGGAACACCGUGGUGCAUAUGAAGGAAACUCUAAGACCAAGAAAGGAGAAGUGCCCAAGAGCCAUGAGGGACUGCUCUCUUUCUUUAAAGGUAACUUCCUGAAGAAGGAUAAGGACUCAAGGAAGUCCAAGGAGGGUGAGUCAGGGAAAGGAGGAGCUGAGGAAGGAGGCAGGAGGACUCUCUCUAGGCUGUCACUGUCCAACGGAGCAGCAGGAGGAGGAACUGGGGUGGAAGGAGGCAGGUCUAAUGGCUCUGGCCAUAUGGGCGAUGAGCUGUCAAACGGGAUGGUGGGACGAACCACGGCGGAAAUUAAGCGCUCCCAGAGCUCCUCCAACAUCCCCACCAAAUCGGAGCAGAGCAUGCGUAGGACAGCAUCUCUGCAUCGUAACGGGAUGUCUACAGCCCCAGCACCAUCACGCAGCCUGACAACAGACAAACCGUCUUACGGCACCCUGCAGAGGACUCGUUACAGCACAACCUCGCUGGGACGCAAAAGGACAGUCCCAGAGUCCAGCUUCUGACACAGAGAUAUUCAACACAUCCAUUCCACACACACACAAAGCCUUUUAUAUUUCAUAAAGUGAAUGAUGUGCAAUCUCUGAGAUCAAAGCAAUAGAGCUCCAUUUACAGUGGUACGCCUUUUUGUCCCUGGAGAAUGAACUGUCUUAAGUGGCCUGCACCAUGGAGUUGAGAGACACGGAGUAAAGGAAGGAUCCUUUAACUGGGAUAUAAUAAGAGCAGAAUGAAAUGAUAUCCAUCAAACAUCAGAGGGAGUCCAUUUUUAUUCAUUUUUGUAUUACUUCAAACAAGUGCCUGAGCAACUAAUAUGCAGUUUAGACCAAUGAGUUUGUCUGUUUAGCACUGGAAGCAAGAAAUCACACACACACACACACACACACACACACACACACACACACACAAGCAUAUUAUCCGCAUUUGUGUCUUAUUACUGUAGUGUGAGUGUCUGAAUUCAUCACUACCUUUUGAAUUAUCUUGGUUGUUUGUCACACUGAUUGUGUUCAUUUAUAAGAAUGUAAUGGGUCCACUUGAUUAAUGGUUGUGCUUUGAGGCUGCAGUUUGCGAUUAACAUCAAUUUUUUUUUUUAUCUUUAAUCUGUGAAAUGUUUAUUUAAAAUUCAGGCUGACUUUACACACAAAGCAGUGUUUUUAGAAAGCAUUGACAUGUCCCCAUGCGACCCAGAUUGCAGCUGUUGUUUAUUCCAUGUUAAAAAUUAUAAGGACAAGUAACACUUUAUUUGUCUACUGUGAAGUGUAAUAUUAAUGCAAUAUCCACUCUUAGAAAAUGUUUUGCACCUUUUUAUAUAACAUCAAUUAACCAUAUUGAAUGCAUUCAUGGUGUUUAUUUUCAUCUUCAAUUCUGGUGUAACCACUUUAUUUCUCUUAGUUUAUGAUUUCCUGUGUCAUGGAAACAGUUGCAUUUAGCUGUGGGAUAUGGGAUGGCGUUGACCACAAUCAGCACAGCAAGAGAGUGUGGCUUUUUCUCAGAAUGCAGAAUGUGGCUGCAUCUCAUGUUGUUCUAUUGAAGCUGUGGUUGUACGUAGCUGUCUAAAAAUAUUCCUUUCUCUUUGAUUGUGAGGGGUUUUUCACAAGAAUCUGACAUUUGCUGGUGUUAAUUUUUGCAAUCAAUUUUCACUGUAGCAGAGCUUGAAGUAUUGCACCCUGAUAUUGACCGCAUUUGGCCAGUUAACUAAGAAAGAUACUCCACACAACACCAAAAUGGAUGCUAAAAUGUUAAGUGCAAAGAGUGUCAGUGUUUUAGGGUGGGGUCUUUCCUUUAAUUAUGCCUAGUCUGAACAAUCUAUAUAUAGAUAUAUCUAUUUUAUUUUUAUGUAUGCAUUUACUGUGUUUUCUUUUAGCUAACACAAGCUAACUAGUACUAAAUAGCUGUCAACACUAACUGAGAAUUGUGCCAAGAAGAUCCCUCUAAGUGUCUAAGUGUUUAUUCAGCACAAUCCAUCCCUUGUUACAAAUGUAAUGUAACAAAAUGUACAGUCCCUCUGACACUAAGCUCUGCCGAUAGCCCCACCCCCAAGGUUGUGAUUUUAAAUCUUUCAUACUAAUCAGUGAGAACUGUAAUGUUCCUGUUAUUUUGUGAAUCCGGCAUAAUGAAGGUUUUUCUGUGCACUUUGUCUUUUCACAGGUUAGAGUAUGAUGAUAAAUUAUGACAGUAUUUAUGUCCCAUGAGCAUGAGUUAUACUCUGCAACAUUUAUUUUGGACUCUAUGGAGGCACAUACAGGCAUAUUUAAUUUAAUUUAGUGUAAUCUGUUUUAUUUUUACUUUACUACCUUUUUUUCAAUAUGCAUGGGCUUCACAUCUACAUGGUUAGUUUUUACUUGUAUGUAAUACUUAGUGACCCUCCAUUAAUGAAAAUUGGUGACUUCCUAUUCACUAGCCUGCUUCUAAUUCUGGUUGAACUAUGACGGUAUAACAGGCUGGCUGGACCUGCUCAUAUGCUGCUGCAGUUAUAUUUCAAUGUUGUAUGUGCACAGAUAUUUCCCAUGAUGCCUUCUCAGGCUCUACACAUGUAUGGCCCCUCAUUAAUAUUUGCACAGUGCUGAGAUUUCUUUUGCACAUUACACAUAAGGGGAUCUCUUAAGUAAAUAGCACUACUGCUAAUGCUACACUCGAGGGCAUAGCUGUUAAAAAAGAUCUGUCAUCUUGCGAACAGUUUACUGACAGGGUUAUAUAUGUUACAUAUCUUUCUAUUUAAGUUGGGAAGCUGCUUUUGUUCACCUCUCACCAACAAUAAACACAUUGGAAUAUUGA